Vigna unguiculata (cowpea) is the source of this 1329-nucleotide messenger RNA. RefSeq names its product cinnamoyl-CoA reductase CAD2-like. The record is from RefSeq and is a predicted model, not a curated record. NCBI's taxonomy places the organism in Eukaryota, Viridiplantae, Streptophyta, Magnoliopsida, Fabales, Fabaceae. Gene Ontology annotation, molecular function: oxidoreductase activity, acting on the CH-OH group of donors, NAD or NADP as acceptor.
GGUUCUCAAUUAGUUAUAAAAAGUUACGAAAUAUUGAAAUAAUAAACAUUUAUGUGAAAAUAUCGUGUCUUAUUUCCGCGGUGUCUGAAUUCAAUUCUUGAGUAGAGCGUAGUACCAAAUUCAUUACUAUUAUAGUACGAUGGAAAGCUAAUAAAAAACGGCAAAGAAAAAAAAAAUGAAGCUAAGUGAGAGAGUAGGUUGGAGUGAUGAACGAGACGAGAGGGAAGGUAGUGUGCGUGACCGGCGCUUCUGGUUUCAUCGCUUCAUGGAUCGUGAAAUUCCUUCUUCAACGUGGUUACACAGUCAGAGCCACAGUUCGCGAUCCAGGUAAUCCGAAAAAGGUGUCGCACUUGGCUAACCUUGAGGGAGCACAAGAGAGGCUGCAUCUGUUUAAAGCGGAUUUGUUGGAAGAAGGUUCAUUCGACUCCGUUGUGGAAGGUUGCCACGCUGUUUUUCAUACUGCUUCACCUGUACGUUUCGUAGUCAACAACCCACAGGUUGAAUUGAUUGAUCCUGCAGUGAAGGGAACUCUUAAUGUUCUCAAAUCAUGUGCAAAGUCGUCGUCUGUGAAGCGGGUUGUCUUAACUUCUUCUAUUUCUGCAGUUGCAUUUACUGGAAGACCAAAAACUCCUGAAACAGUUGUUGAUGAGACAUGGUUUUCGGAUCCAGAUUUCUGUAGGGAAUUAGAGUUGUGGUACACGCUUUCAAAGACCUUGGCCGAGGAUGCUGCCUGGAAAUUUGUAAAUGAAAACAACAUUGACAUGAUUGUUCUUAACCCAACGAUGGUAGCAGGACCUCUCUUACCAGCAGAGAUUAAUGAAAGCGUUGAGCCAAUUUUAAACCUAAUAAACGGUAAACCAUUUCCAAAUAGAUCUUUUGGGUGGGUCAAUGUGAAAGAUGUUGCCAUCGCUCAUAUUCUAGCUUAUGAGAUCGCUUCGGCUAGUGGAAGAUACAUUUUGUCUGAGAGAGUCAUACACUACUCUGAGCUUGCUAGGACUUUACGUCAAUUGUAUCCUACAUUACAAAUUCCAGAUAAGUGUGAGGUAGAUGAGCCGUAUAUGCCAACAUACCAGAUUUCCACAGACAAGGCAAAGAAGGACUUGGGAAUAGAGUUUACUCCUUUGGAAGUGAGUGUCAGGGAGACUGUGGAAAGCUUCAGAGAAAAGAAGAUUCUCAACUUUUAAUCCGUGAUCUAUCCUAACUCUGAAAUAUGGUUUGUAUUAUUUAACACGACUGGAUCUAAAAGGAUAAAUUGCACACAUUAUUCCUGAAUUUGUGUGGACUUAUGCUUUAUGCCCUUUAUGAAUUUCAACUGCAUAAUGAUGAUAA